UUACCUGACCAAACGUCCGAAGUCCUCCGAUCGUUUUCUCUUCGCAAAGGAUGGCAGCGUCUACCCAAACACCAAGGCGUUCCUUCCCUGAGAGCGCUGAGGGGAGUAUGUCUCUGUUGCAAGGUGCCAAAGGAGCAGCGAGCGCCUAUAGGUCUUUGUGGAAAGUGCACCGGACGAAGAGAGAGCGCACGCGUUGCAGACGUCUCGCCCCUCUCGCCCCCUUCCAAAUUCACGCCUUGGGCUUGGGCUUCGGCAUUCCCAUACGCAUAGGGCGGUCCCUGCACAAGAGCUCUGUACAUGUACACAUACUGUACAUAAAACGACGCCCACACUGGAAGCUCCCGUCGUUCGCAAACCCAUAUCGCAACAAUGGCCGGCGAGCAAAACGGCUUUCUGGACAUUCUGGCAGCAGUUGCAGACCACGAGCGACCCCUGGAAACAACCUCGCCAAUAGACGCACAGCUCGCUGCCUCCAGGAACCAGAAACCCCCACCAACUUCCUCGACAACCGCUCCCCCAGAACAGGAUGCCGACGACGACGACGACGAGAUGUCUAUGUUUGCAGCGCUGCCACCAGAACUCCCCCCCAUGCCUAUCCCCCAACAUCAGCAGAGCCUCGUAGACCUUUCUCACGACGAUGAUCUGGCUGCCAUUUUCGCAGAGAUUCCGUAUACAAUGCCUCAACAACCUCAGUCAGGGGAUAGUUUGAUGAUAAGCGCCCCUCCUGGCUUACAGCUGCAGGUGCCGACGAACCAGCCCUUUCUGACGGACUAUUUAGCUAUGAGUCCGAGUCCGCUGACAGGCCUGAACCCGCCCACGGAACCCACCACCACCUCCGGGUCAGGGACUGUGUCAUCCUUUGCUAUGUCCACGCCCUUUCAUCAGAGCUCGUUGAGUUCGGCCAACCCGCCGAUGAAUCUAGCCUUUGCGAAUAUGCCGUUUGAUUUGAGCAAUAUAGGGCAGGUUAGCCCAGCGAUACCCCCAUUCAAACAGCAGCCGCAGCCACCAUUAUCACAGCAGCCGCAGUCGCAGCCACAACAACAGCCAGCGGCGAAGCCUGCAUCAUUUUAUUCUCCACUGCCGGGUACACCCGCUGCUACCAAAACAUCACUCUCCUCAACAUCAAAUGCACAACGGCAAACGAAUCCGGUUAUUGGGCCAGAUGUGUUCCAAAAGCUCAUGGCCACCGUCCCACAAUCCAUGCAUGGGGAGUUGCUGCAGAUCUACAACGGUGUCAUGCAAAAGAAGAUAACAGCGGACGAAUUCUGGACGUUGGUUCGCAAAUGGCCCUCGGUGAAGAAUAUGCAGUUUCCAAUGGCACCAGCGACCGUUCAGCCUCUACAAAGCAAAGCGGGACCGGGCUCCACUCUGGGAACGCCUCAGGCAGAUUUCAAAAAGCGCCAAGCGGCUGCACAGCAAAUAGCUCAAGCGCAGACGAUGGGGAAAUCUGCAUCAGGGACAACCCGCGGCGAAAAGAAGGCCGGGAAACCGCUAACCAAAGCAGCGCAACAGAAACAACAGAAAGCAGCCGCAGCAAAUGCGUUGCAACAGCAGUAUCAACAGCUACAACAGCAGGCCUCGCAGGGCUCAGCGUCCAAUACAACAUCAGCUCUACCGUCUGGCGAAAACACACCAAAGGUUUCUGAUGUGGGCGGCGCGUCGAGUCGUGCGACACCGGAAAUCAACGACAAAAUCAACGACAAAGUGAACGUGACGGAUAUGAUGGACGUCACUACAUAUACCGGUCUGAAUCUGAAGGAAGAAGAAGACCACAUGGCAAACUCCCUUAUACCCGGCCCAUCUGCUCAGCAAGCGAGAGGGCAGAUAGGGAAUAGAGCAAAAGACCAAAGCUUCCUGAACUUGGCUGCGUUGCGGAAGAAGCUCGGUGUUUUGUGUACCGAAGCCUCAAUAACGAGCUUCGACCAAGACCUCCCCGCCUACAUCGCCCUCGCCGCCGAAGAACGCAUGCGCGACCUCCUCCAGCGCAUGGUCCACGCCGCCAAACACCGCACCGGCGUCCUACACGAGCAGUUCAUGCGCAACGAACGUUCCAAAGCCACCCUCUUCAAUAACAAACCAUCAGCACUCUCCUCACUGUCAUCCAACCAACAUAAUCUGUACCACCACCCAUCCCUCGACCUCAGCGUCGUGAUCCCCGGCGGCGUACACCCGCGUAGAGUGCUGGCAGGGAUCGAAAAGAAGGAACGUGCCGGUGAAGCCAAACUGAAAGCCGAGCGCGCCGCCGCGCUCGCCAAGGAGGCUGCCGCGGCCGGCGGAGACGGGGCCGAGGAUGGAGGCGGCGGGGAGGACGGAGCGGAUGGGAAUCCCACCGGCGACGUAGAAGGACCCGGGACCGGCCGCAAGAAACGCAAAACGGCUACGGCGAGGGAUAAAGACAUGCCGGACCAUAUCCGGCUCAACCUCGCCAACGCGGCUGUCGCGAACGCCAUUGGGGGCGCGGGGAUGAAGAGCUGGAUGAUUGCUGGUGGCGGUACGGGUGCCGCAACACCCGCGCGUGGGGCAUUGGAUUCCACGUCCGCGACGCCAGGAACAUUUAAAAUCCUCCCCACAUCCCGGAAGCGCAAAUCUAUGCUCAACCCCGACACGCCGUUACCCAACUCCCACCUGUCGACAUCCACCCGACUCCCCGGCUCGUCGCUCGCUCGUCGGGCGGGUACGACCGGAGCAGCGCAGGAGGGGAGGAAAUUGGGGAGUCCCGCCGCGGGAUUGGCGGCGGAGGCGAGGAAGAUUAGUUUGAGGGAUGCGCUUUUUUGUUUGGAGGGGGAGGGGCCGGUGGGAAGUGGGGGUGGGGCGGGGAGGGUUGCGUUUAGGUGGUGGCCGGUUGUGUCGUAGUGGGAAGUAGGCCUGGGUUUUGUUAACGGCUUCAUCUUAGGUUGCCACUGUUUCUGGGGUUAGCCGCCCACCCAUGAUGUACAUAGAUGUCCGCAUCGAUUUUUGAAUAGAUGCUGGCGGGCGAGAUACUGUAUAACCGUCCACGUGGACUGCUGUGUCAAGAACGGCGCCUUGCCCAUGGUACGCUUUUAUGGUUUGAAUCAUAUAUAUGAAAGAAAUCCAAGCAGUGUGUAUGAUAUAUGUAGAAGAGCUAAAGCAAUGGGGAGAGGCAGGAGAGAAUACAGCCGGGUGGGGGCAUCUGACAAACCCUGGACAGUUUGCCGCUUACCCCUAUGUACAGUACAUCCCUAGUAACUAAUCACAUAGAUACAACC
Messenger RNA from Fimicolochytrium jonesii, 3227 nucleotides. Its product is annotated as transcription initiation factor TFIID component TAF4 family-domain-containing protein. The coding region runs from base 370 to 2853 and encodes 827 amino acids. Gene Ontology annotation, molecular function: DNA binding; protein heterodimerization activity; RNA polymerase II general transcription initiation factor activity. Gene Ontology annotation, cellular component: transcription factor TFIID complex. NCBI's taxonomy places the organism in Eukaryota, Fungi, Chytridiomycota, Chytridiomycetes, Spizellomycetales, Powellomycetaceae. The transcript is spliced from 6 exons. Gene Ontology annotation, biological process: transcription initiation at RNA polymerase II promoter. The record is from RefSeq and is a predicted model, not a curated record.